AUGGGAGCAAUGUUUGGUAAUGUGGAAGACUAUGGAGAGAUGUUUCAAGACAUUAGUGUUGAGACAAGAGGUGCAUCACUUUCUACGAGAAAUCAAAUUGGAAAUCCUGUCCUGUACAAGCUUGUUCGGGUUGCAAAAGAUGGGAGAUUAGUUCCUGCAACCGAUGAAGAAAUAUUGGAGGUCGAGGAUUUGCUUGAGAACAAGGAGAAUGAUAUGCCUAUCCUACCAGAUCCUGGACAAACUGAGGGGUACAUUCCCGAUGAAGGGUCACCUUCUCAGUUCCUGCGGCUAGAAAGUUUAGAAGGCUUAUUCCAGUCGGAAACUGCGGAAGCUUACACAGAAAAAUUAAUUUCUCCACUUGAGUUUAAAGAGGAGCUGUUCCAUGGAUUUACUCUUCCGGAUACCAAGUUUCAGAGUUCUAAUGAGUUGUAUGGGAAUGAAGAACAAUUCCUUUCCGAAUUUUUGCUGCAGGAACCUAUUUGUUAUUCAUCAAAUGGAUGCAGUAUGAAUCAAUCUAUGGAUGUGUCACCAUAUUCAAAUGCUACAUGUAGUCCUAAAGAAGCUUCAUUGUCAACUGCUGCCUCAAAACCUGAUUCUUUUGGAGUAAGUGGUGAUAUGUCCUUAGAUAAUCUUUCAAUUAAAGAAUUGCAAGAAACAUUCAGAGCCACGUUUGGUCGUGAAACUACUGUCAAAGACAAACAAUGGCUCAAGGGGAGGAUCACAAUGGGAUUGAUCAAUUCAUGUGGUGUUAUAACGACUAGCCCGACUAUUGUAGAUAAUAAACUGGUUGGUGGAGGUCAAGAUAACUAUAAUGAUAGCAAGAAUACAGUUGAUGAAGAAAGACGUGCUAGCUGCAAAGAUACACCAUCUAGUCCUGAUUGCAUAAAGGAGCAUUCAAAUGAUUGUGUGAAUAGUCCUGUUGAAACUUUUGUGGACCAUUAUUCUGGAAAUGAAGAUUUUGAAGGUGAGCAUAGGCCAGUGAAAAGAGCAAGGAAGCCUACAAGGAGAUUUAUUGAAGAAAUUUCAAAAACCGAUGAAAAACAGCAAAGUGAGGAGUCAGUGAUCCCUUCAAAAGAUCAGAAGUCAAGUCAAGCCAUUUCUUCAGGAGGGAGAGUUGUUGUCACCAGGAUGGUAUCUCUUGCGGGUUCCAGAAUUCAGGUUCCCUAUGUGUCUCAUGUCAGGAGAAGCCGUCCGAGAGAAAACAUGACAGCUCUUGGGGAUUUUCCUUCCAUUCCAUGGGAGAUGGAUGCUAUGCCCGAAGAGAGCGACCUGAACUUAGUCCCGUCUCUGUUGAACAAUGACCUGAACCGAGUUUCAGGUGUCAAAUCUGCCUCUGGGCCUGCCAAGAAAGAAGAUGACAAGGACCACUUGAACCUUAUUCUAACUGAGGUGGAUCAAGACAUGAUGGAGCCAGAGCACUUAGACUCAUCUGGAGACAGUUCAGAUGAUAGUGUUGAUAAUAAUAAUCAUGUUGGUCUACGAAUCACGCAAAAUGCAUUUAGAAGGAAGCAUCAUCGAUCAUGGACUCUCUCUGAAGUUAAAAAACUAGUCGAAGGAGUUUCCAAGUACGGAGUAGGAAAGUGGUCUGUGAUCAAAAGGCUUUCAUUUCCAUCAUACUCGCAUCGUAGCCCAGUGGAUAUCAAGGACAAAUGGCGAAAUUUACUCAGGGCAAGCUUUGCUCAUACUCAUUCAGACAGAAUGGGAAGUCUUAAGAAACACGGGUCAAUGGCCAUUCCUAGUCAAAUUAUGUUGCAAGUAAGAGAGCUUGCUCAGAAGAAAUCACUGGUUUCACUGGUUAGCAAGACUAGAAUGGUGAAGAAAUCAAGAAACCGUUUCUUGUAG
Arabis nemorensis is the source of this 1842-nucleotide messenger RNA. Lineage: Eukaryota; Viridiplantae; Streptophyta; Magnoliopsida; Brassicales; Brassicaceae. The record is from the annotation of a GenBank genome assembly.